Mizuhopecten yessoensis (Yesso scallop) is the source of this 1311-nucleotide messenger RNA. RefSeq names its product acetylcholine receptor subunit beta-like 1. Gene Ontology annotation, molecular function: neurotransmitter receptor activity; transmembrane signaling receptor activity; extracellular ligand-gated monoatomic ion channel activity. Gene Ontology annotation, cellular component: neuron projection; synapse; membrane. The record is from RefSeq and is a predicted model, not a curated record. The annotation marks the transcript as partial. Gene Ontology annotation, biological process: monoatomic ion transmembrane transport; nervous system process; chemical synaptic transmission. Lineage: Eukaryota; Metazoa; Mollusca; Bivalvia; Pectinida; Pectinidae. The transcript has a single exon.
AUGCUAGUCCCGUCUAAGAACACUAAUGCUAUUAACGUCAUAGUGUUGACGUUACUGGUCGUGACGUCAUUAGUUCGAGGUUCGUCGCUAACCGACGUCACAAAACUGCAGUCUGAUCUUCUUAAUGGCUACAACAAGUACGUUCGACCUGCUGACGACACUUAUCAACCAGUCUAUGUAAAUUUCACAUUUUUUCUCGUUGGAAUUAGGGAUUUCGAUGAAGUGACUGGAAAAUUUGCCGUGACUGCUUUUAUGUCUGUGACCUGGAGUGACAGUCGUAUGACAUGGGAUCCCACGGCAUACAACUACACGUACUAUCUUCCUUUUGCUGGGAACCAAGUUUGGAAACCAAAUAUCAUCCUGAUAAACCCAUUUAAUUCCGUAAGCAAGGUUGGGGAGGACUUCAUGGAGAUUCGAUACCUGUUCAAUGGUGGAGCUUCCUGGUCCCCCGGUGACGUGAUGAGUAGCGCGUGCGAAAUAGAUGUCACCUACUACCCUUUUGACAAACAGAUAUGCAUUUUGCAAAUGAUGCCAUGGGGGGCCCCAAGCUCGGAAAUUUUAUUUAUUUCUUCCGCCGAAAAGGCCGACCUGUCGUUCUAUGCGGCCCAUGGUACUUGGGAUUUGGUAUCAACUAAAACUAAAUCGACUAAUCAUGAUGGUUUGUCAUCUUACAUAGUGGAAAUAACAAUGAAAAGACGACCUUUGUUUUUCGUUGUGAACGUCGUAUUACCUAUCCUGUUCAUGGCCUUUCUAAAUUCCCUUGUCUUCAUACUACCAGUUGAGAGUGGCGAACGGGUGUCUUACGCUAUCACUGUCUUGCUUGCAAUAGCGGUUUUCUUGACGCUUGUCGGCGAUAACUUACCCAAAACAUCUGAGCCAAUGUCGGUUCUCUGCUACUUCCUCCUAGCUGACCUAAUAAUGAGUUCCGUCGUUUCAAUAAUCACGAUUAUUGGAUUACGCAUUUAUUAUAUAAACGACCGACCGGUCCCGGGCUGGCUUUCUCACAUGGUCGUCUGUCUCAGCUGCGGAUCGAACCGGAAACGGAAAUUGACGGAACGUGUUACGCCGUCACCAGAUACAGUGUCACCUCCUCAUUUCAAGUUUGAUGGCGUAGAGGAAAACAAUUUACCUCAAAGCAGAAAAAUUGCUACUGGGAGGAGCCAAAUCACAACAGUGAUGAAUGUGAAGUCUAGGUUGCAUUCAGAUAUUAGUAUAUUUGAUGAAAAACCGGAAGUGGAUCCGUUGCCAGUCGAAGACGGACCAACUGUGACCUGGCACCACGUCAACCACGCCCUCGACAAGGUCUCAUUU